AUGUGGUCUGCAGGUCUGGACACCAGGAAUGGGGACAGCUCCGUGUCAUCAGGCCGCCUCUCUGGCUCCUCAGGGGGCCAUGAAUCGGGUGCUCUUCCCCAUGGGCCCUGGAAGGAGAGGCCGCCCCAGGUGUUGGAACCCCAGCAGCAACCGAGGCGGAGGGACCCACGGUUGGAACAGCUGAGGGACAAGAUCCGGGCCCAGGCACGUUGGAAAACCAGCUGCGCUUCCCUGGGCACUUCUGUCCCUUCCAGUGCCUCGUGUUUUGGCAAGACCUCCCCGGCGGUGCUCCGGAGGAAGACCCCCAGGGCGGCGAAAGCUCUUCCAGCCCCUGCCCACUCAGGCAUGCUGAGCACAGUGGAGUGUAGGGGUGAAGACAGGGAACCUCCCAGCCUGGGGAGGGAGCUCUCCAGGAUCUCCCAGCACCAGACUUCAGCUGCCAGGGCAAACACCAAAAGGAGCAAAAGCGCUUCCUGCAAGAGAGAGAAGGCCCUGCAGUCUCCCACCCCUGGCAGAGCUGCCAAAUGCAGAGAUUCUGAGUUGGCUGGUGUGUACGCCUGGAGGAAAGGACGAGCCCUGGUGAGGCAGCUGUUGGGGCCCCCUCCCACCUUGCCCCGCCUCCCGAGCAAGGCCCCCGGCGUGGAAUUAGGAGCUGACAAGAUAGCUGCCAUUGCCGGGACCUCAUCUGCCCACACCUGGUUGCCCAAGCCCUCCUGCGCCCACAGUGACCGGCACACACCCAAUCUGGUUUCCCAGGAACAGCCAGCCACAAUCCAAACUGCUAUGGCCAUCCUACAAGACCUCCGCAAGCAGAUCCAGGCUGGGCUGGAGUUGGCCAGGCGCCCUCGGGCUGGGCGGAAACCCAUACCAUCAAAGCCAAAACCACAGUCUCUGGCAGAGAAGGGGCAGCAGGGGCCUCAGAGCACCCAGGGCAUGCAGAGCUCCCUCCUGAAGAGUGACAAGGUUGUGACGGGGGGGAAGUACCCCACCCUAGACAAAGCUGGAGGCCUUGGCACUCAGCAGCCCUGGAACACCUUGGCUGAGCAACAGUCCUGUACACAGAGGAUUUGGGCAGGCCAGGGGCGGGACACUUCCUUCCAGAUGCCUGGGACUCCCCCUGAAAAGCUGAGUUCCUCACAGCGUCCCUGGAGCUCCCUGGCUGGACUGAUCUAUCCACACAAGGUCUGGACACCCCACGGACGCGACUCUUCCUUCCAGAGGCCUGACAGUCCCCCUGAAAAGCUGAGCUCUUUCUCACAGCGACCUUGGAGUGCCCUGGCUGGGCAGGCCGGUCGACAGAGGGCGUGGGAGGCUUAUGAUGACUGGAAGGUCCCUGGUCCCAGUCUGUGGCCCACUCUGGAAAGGCCCUGUCCUACCCUCCAGCGACCCCGGAGCACCUCCUUUGUGCAGAGAUCCAGCCCCCACUGCAAGGGCAGCAGUGCCAACCCCCCUCCUUCGAGAGCCAAGCAGGCUUGGGUGAGGCCUGCCCAGGGCUUCUCUCAGAACCCUCCUGGAGAGGAGCAAGACACACAGCAGUCCCCACCCUGCCCACGACUGCGGAGGGCCCUGGGCCACCAGUACAGCUCCGAGUCUUUGCGUGACUUCAUGCGUCAGAAGGCGCAGGCCAGGCAGAGGCAGGCGCUGGAGCAGAAGGCCGUGGCCGCACGCACUCAGCAGCUGCGGAACCAGAGGCUGCAGGAAGUCUACCGCAAGCAGAGGGAGGCAGUCCUUGGCAAGCCCGACCCAGUGGUGUCCCAGAGAAGACCUGGCAUUGUCACCUUUGUUCCCAGUUCUGCACAGUCCGGGGGCCUGGAAACCCCUGAGAGCCUAAAGUCACCGGUGCAGGAGUGGAGCAAGGUGACAUCUGGUGUGGUAGUGGGAGACCAGGAGGCUCCAGCCAGAGCCUGGAACCACACUGAGACCCUGGACACUAGCGGCCACCCGGAUGGCUACAAGCAGGCUCGGCUGCAGGCGCUGGAGACCAUGGCCGACGUCCUCAAGAAGCGCAUCGAUCUCCUGACGGCCAAACUGCGCAGGUCGGUGUCACUAGAUGAGGCUGGUGACUUGGCUCCAGAUAUGCUGCCCCUGAGCUCCACCUCUGUGUCUACCAUCCCCACUUUUGCGGCCUCCACCUGCCCCAGAGCCUUGGUGCCCAAUGGGGACAGAGAGAUGCCUCAGGACCCUCGGGACUGGGAGGACCUACAAGCCAAGCCCUUUCCCACCACCUACCUCUUGGAUGGUGAGACGCUGCCAUGGAGCCCCAGCUGGAAGCCACGGAGCCUGAGUGCGGCGCCCCACUUCCACAGCCAACUGCAAGGAAGUCAUAUCCCUUCCAAAGGUGUCAUGAAGGACAGAGUCUGGGAGCUGGAAAAGAGAUGGAAGAGAGAGGCAGCUGCCCUCCGCACUCUCAGUACCUGCACAAAGAGCUCUCUCGAGACGCCGCUGGCUGCACCAGAUCCCACGCUUGACUCCCUUUGGCUGGAAGAAAUGCCAGAAGCCAGAGGGGCGGGCUUGGUAACGCCCAGGACCACCCUGAGCUGCGGUCAGCAGAAGCCCAAGGGGCCAUGCUCUGGAGGCCUACAUGAUGGGCACCUCAGCGACUUCCAGCUGAAGUCCAUGAGCUUUCUCGAAUCAAUGAAGCUGGACCAGCGGAAGCAGGAGCGAGCACUGGCCCUUCUGCGGCAGCGGGCGGAGCAGGAGGUCUGGGCGACGCAGAUGGCCCUGGAUGAGCUGCUUUUCAAACACCAGCUGGAGCUGCGGAUGAGGAGCCACUCAGCCCAGGCCAGGCCAGGAAAGGCUUCGAAGCCAGAGCAGGAGCAGAUCUGUGGGGACACAGAGCCAACAGUGCUUUCUCCCAGUGCCGUGACAGCUAGAUCCAGAUCACCACCACCAACCUUGGGGAGAGACAUGAUCAGGUCUUUCCAGCAUCUUGAAGAGACAGAGGCGAGUGAGGCAGGCAAGGCUAUUUCCACUGAUCUGGGACAGCAGGCCCUAGCCACGCUCGGCCCUUCGGAUGGCCUCCCUCACCAGAGGAGAGCUACGAAACCUGGGCCGGGGCCGGGAGCGGGAGCAUCCGUAGCCUUCUACCGCUUCACUGUAGCGAUGCUGGAGCAGAGACGGCGGGAGGAAGAGCAGCGCGCCCAGCACCAGGCCGCCCUGCUGCGCCUGCGCGAGUUGGCUCUGGAGGAAAAGGCGCGCGCCGAGCUGGCCUGGCUGGAGCAUCAGCGGGGGUGUCUGGGGAACAAGGGACACAAGGCAAUGCAGGCCAUCCUGUUGGAGAGGCAGCAGCAGGUCCUCAGCAAGCUGGAGAAGGAAUGGAGGGAAAUCAAGCACCUGAAAAAGGCCCACUCGACCCUGCACUACGGCCGGCUGCAGCUCCUGCAGCACCAGCAGGCCAUCCUGGAGGUGCAGAGGUCCACGGCCUGCCUGAGGCAGGAGCUGCAGCUGAAGAAGACCCAGCUCUCUCAGAGUCUCAGCCCCAGAGUCAGGACCGCCUGGGAGAGGAGCUCAGAGAAAAGCCAGCAGCUGAAGGGGACCCUGUACCCCAUGGCACCACAUGGGCUCGGCAGACCCUCUAGUCACUGCCCCCAGAGCAGCUCUGGAGGCUCAGAAGUCACACGCCUUCCCUCGCAGCAGCAGGAGAGAACGUCGCCCUGGAAGACUUUGGAUGCACACAAACGCUUGCAGUCUCCAAGGGUGACGUGGGGAGACGACACACCUGAAACAGGCAGCGCGUUGGCGGAGAGGAGCCAUGUUGACCGAGAGCCUGAGAAGCACCCUCGUGUCCCUGUCUUGGGCCCGUUGCGCUCAAGCUCUCCGGACUUCUCUGGACAGCGGCUGGACCCUGCCUUUCCUGUGGCUCCUGCACCCCUUGGGGUCCCUCCUCCUGUCGUGUUGAUGCAAGCCACCAAGGAGGAGGGGAGCCCAACGGCUCCGCUGAGACUGCGGGAGGCCAAGGAACUGCCUACAGGAGACCCUUUGAUGAAGUCCAGCGCAGCCUCUGCAGGAAAGAGGCACUUGGCUUCAACAGACAGCAAUGCGUGGAGCUUGCAGGGGCAGCCUCGGCCGUCCCCACAGGGAGAGAGCCCUUGUUCCCAGGAAGCCAGACAGGUGGCUGAAGGCAUCACAAGCCAAGAGGGGCUGGAAUCAGGGCUAGGUGUUGCUGGAAGCCCUGAGGAGAAGCCCUGGGAAGAGGCAAGCUGGAGGAGACAAGCUUGUCAGCAAGAGGAGCCUGAUGUCCCCUUAAUCCAGGUGGAGCCUACCCAGCUGGCUGCCUCCCCAGCAGCUCCUGAGGAGGAGAUGCCACCCGUCCUGUGCCCGAGCAACCCACAGUCUGCUGCCCCCUUGGGCCUGAGCUCUGACUCUGCUUCUAGCAUCUGCUCAGGGUCUUCAGAAGCCCCAGAAUCAUCCCCAGCCUCCUCAAUGGGCUUGGAGAACAGCCUUUCCUGUUCAUCUCUCCAGGAGUUCCAGAAAGCCACAGCCACCCUGGUCCAGCUUUCUGACAGCUCCCCCUCCUCCUUCAGUUUAGAAGCUGAGGUCACACCAGAUGUAAACCCCAGAUGGUCUGGGGAGCUCGUUACUGACAUCUCCCGGGAGGAAUCUGGCCCUCCUUCGUCUUGGGGGCUCCACCUUGGCCACCCUCGACUGGGCGGUGUUCCUAGGAAUGUGGGACAGGUGACCUGGCAGAGGAUGUCAGGCAGCAGUGCUGGGUCCCUAUAUGACUCCUCUGAGGUGGUGGCUGUGGCAGGAAGCCCAGAGCCAGGGCACAGCCUCCUGGGUGUAGGCUGGCCAUUGUCACUCCCAGAUGCCCCCACUCCAAGGCUGGGAUCAGAGCUGUCAGAAACCUCCAGCAGAAUCUGGGAUGAGGAUGGUGAAGAGAACCUUCUGGAACCUGGCCCUCAUGUAGAUCCAGCCUCAGGGAGCUCCUUGCCUGCAGAUGGUGUGUCCAACCUAGAAAGCAGUGGAGAGCCCUGUGUGGUUCAUCCCUCCACAGACCCCAGAGAAGACCAAGAAGUUUCUAGAACCAGUAGGAACCUUGCUAGUGUAUCAAAUACAGGGCAAACCAAGCAGGUGUCCCCUGAGGCACCCUGUACCACGCUCCCAUCCCAAACCCCUUCCACCAGUGACUUGGACCUGUCCCUGUCCCUUCCUUCAGACACCUCCACCUCAGAAGUAGCAGGUGUCAGCAAAGGGGAUAUGACCGCUCAGACCUCAGCUGGCUUCCAGGAGAGGUCCCAGGAUGCCAAUCCAAGUCUCUCUGUCGAAAGGAACCCCCUACAAACCUUGCUUGAGCCCAAAGCCCCUAUAUCCCUGCCAUUUCCUCCCAGGGUUCCUCCCGGAGCCAAGUGCCAAGAAGCUGGGAGUGAGGAAGACAGAGCCCUCUUUGUGGAGGCAGCUAGUCCUCAGGGUGUGAGUGGCUUCCUGACAGAGAUCCUGUCUCCUGUGGAUGAAGAACUGUCCUAUGGUAGUGGGGACCUUCCAUCAUCCACCCACAGGCAUACCCAUCUUCCUCCACUACCUCCCACCCCCCAAGCAAAGAGUGACACCAACAAGCCCAGUCUUAGCUCAGAAGACUUCCCUUCCCCACCCGAGGAGGCCAUGUUUCCAGGGAGUUCGUUAGGUGACCUGGGAGAAGACACUUGUGUCACCACCGAAGACAUAUCAUCCUUAUCCGAGGAGGCUCCGGCAGCAGCCCUGUCCCCAAGGCCCCAGGAGUCAGGACUCUGCCUAAGGGCCUCUGGGCAGGCUGGAAACCUGGGUGACAGACAGGGUGACUCAAAGUCAAUGGUGAUGAGCCAGGAUGAGGGUAGGCAGUGCUCUGAACCCGACGUCUGGCCAGCAUCUCCCUUGAGUAAGGGAGUUGGCAGUGCCCUUGGGCAGCCCCCAAGCCCAUCAGCACAGCCCUCUACUGUGUCUCUAGCGGCCAGGUGUGGUCAGUCAAUGCCACUGGAGGCUAGUGACACAGAUGUGUUGCUCCGCACUCAGUGGGGCCCCUGGAAAGGGGUACAGUGUUUUGAGGGUGCAGAGUGCCAGCAAGAGACAGGACAUAUCUUAGACAUACAGGCAGCCACACCCUCACCCACCUGUCCUGAAGUCCCCAAAGGCCCUCCCCCAGGCCAAGUGCCUUUGGUGGCUAGUGGUAAGGUGGGGACCUUUGGGCACACUAGUGAGGAAGAGGAGGAGGAGGGAGUCCUGAGCCUGGACUCACUGGACAGAGAGCAGUUGCCAGAGAGAGACCGGGCAGCAGUCCUGGCCUCUGGAGGCUGUGCUAAUCUUCCAAGCCCAGGGGGUGCUGGGCCAGUGGAUGUGGUGUCCACCCAGCUCAGCAGGAAAAUUUUAUGUGACUCUAUGGCUGCCCUGUCAGCAAUAGUUCCUGGAGGUAGCCCCUAGAAGUGUGUUCGAGAUAUUCACAGACAUCUGAGAUCACACACGCACGCACAAAGAAUCUGAUUCAGUAGGACUGGCCCUCCAAGGAUGAGUUAUCAUAUAUAAUGGCCAACUUGUAGCUGGUUGGCAGGAUGUUUGUUUUAGCAUGAGGGACAGGGCUCCCUUACCUCAAUUGUGGACUAGCUCUGUCUACAUUUACCUGGACAGCUGGUCCAUAGCUUCCAUCGGGUUCUUGAAGGGCUUGAAGCCAAGUGAUUUGAUGUACGCAUGGGAACUGAGGAGAUAGCUCAGUGGGUAAAGUGCUCAUCUUGCAAGCAGGAGGAUUUGAGUUCAGUCCCCAGAGCCCAUAUAAAAAAGCUGGAUGUAAGCCGGGCGUGGUGGCGCACACCUUUAAUCCUAGC
Jaculus jaculus (lesser Egyptian jerboa) is the source of this 6788-nucleotide messenger RNA. RefSeq names its product coiled-coil domain containing 187 (gene Ccdc187). Gene Ontology annotation, cellular component: centrosome. The record is from RefSeq and is a predicted model, not a curated record. Lineage: Eukaryota; Metazoa; Chordata; Mammalia; Rodentia; Dipodidae. The transcript has 26 exons. Gene Ontology annotation, molecular function: microtubule binding. Gene Ontology annotation, biological process: microtubule anchoring. The coding region runs from base 1 to 6390 and encodes 2129 amino acids.